UGUGUGUGUGUGUGUGUGUUUGUGUGUGUGGUGACAGGGCAGGGGUAUGGUGAUGGGUAGCUGGAGUCUGCAGGCAGCGAGCCAGCUGCCAGGGUAGCAGGUGCCCUGAUGCAGGGUGGUUGCAGGUCGGGAGCUCUAGGAAAGACACCAUGCGGUAGGGGUGGUGAGUAGGAAAAAGGAGCUUCUGGGGCCAGGUGCUCUGGGGGGUCUUCUGAGGAACCCCCCAGUUGCAGGAAGGAGCCAGCAUGGGUUAGUAGGCCGAGGAAGCAGAGGCAGAGGCCUAAUGGGCCCACGAUCUCCCGGGAGGGUCUGCGGUGAUGAUCUGAUAUUUUUUAUCAGUUCUCAGGAAAUAUUUGCUUAGUUAAGAAAGGAGGAAGCAUACUAGUGGAGGGCCAGCCCACAGCAGGUGGAUGCUUCACUGGGCCCCUCAGAUCCAAGAGGCCCAUACCUGCCCAUCUUCAAGCCCUUUUGGGGCUACACGCUGAGACUUGAGCUCACCACUCCUUCGGGCUCCUCUGAGCAGUUGUUGCCUGUGCCUCUGUUUCCUUGUCAGCACUGGGGCUGUUGGUCCCCACUGGACUCGUGUGCUUCCUGGGCUUCCCCUCAGGUCCCAGUACUGUUGUCCCUCUCCAACUUCCUGCCCCUGAACCCCCCCACCCCAGCACGCACUUCCCCUUCCGAACUGACACUGCCUGGCCUUCCUGUCCAGAAAGCCAUGAGAGGACAGACGCCUGGGCAGUGCUCAGCCAGAGUCCCAGGGACAGGGAGGUAGAGGCAGGCUCCCUGGGCCAGCGUGCCCUGUGCCGCCUAGAGGGUGGUGAGAGCUGCUGGUGCCUGGAGAGCAGGGUUCAGGGAAUGUUGGGUCCAGCCUGAGUUCCAGCCUUGUUGAAGCAGCCAGCGCGAGAGCUUCCGGCCGAGGAAGCCCCUCCAGGCACUGACCAUGUCUAUUAUGGACCACAGCCCCACCACAGGUGUGGUCACCGUCAUUGUCAUCCUCAUUGCCAUCGCGGCCCUUGGAGCCUUGAUUCUAGGCUGCUGGUGCUACCUGCGGCUGCAGCGCAUCGGCCAGUCAGAGGACGAGGAGAGCAUUGUGGGCGAUGGCGAGACCAAGGAACCUUUCCUGCUGGUGCAGUACUCAGCCAAGGGACCCUGUGUGGAAAGAAAGGCCAAGCUGAUGACCGCCAACGGCCCAGAAGUACACGGCUGAUAUGAGCUGCAAGGCCCUGAGGGCUGCAGCCAGCCUCGAGGCGCUGGGAGAGAACCAUGGGCAUGUUGCUGUCUAAGCAGAAGGGCUGAUGUUGCUGGCAUGGCCUUGGUGGGCUCCAUCAUCGCAUGCACUGACUCUGGGUCCCGGCCGCCCUAGGCUUCCACUCAGCCUCCUGGUGGGGCUGCCCAUUGCUGGCAGUGGGCAGGCCUGGCCUUGCUGGGGCUCAUGGCCCCUUUGCGCUUUUGUUACUUGAAUGUUUAGCUGAGCCUGUUUUUGAUGGAGCUACUACUGUAACUCGUGAACUAACCAACCUGUGAACUGUAAAUAGGUCCCGGAAGCACGUGCUUAAGCCUCUCUGCUGAUUUUUUACUACCGUGUAGAGCCCAUGGGUUCUGGUCCUCAGGAGGGGCCCAGGCAAAAUACCCUGGGGGGCUUUGGGCUCCUCAAAUCCAGGCUGUACCUGGCAGGAUUGCUGGAGUCUGUCUGUCUGUGUGGAGAGGAAGUGGAAGGUCAGUUCGCGUCUAGUGGCUGGCCAGCUGGGGCGCUUCGGUGAUUUCUGCUUGGUUAGUGAUGGGUAGAAGGAGGACCACGCCCCUCCCUUGCCCCAGAUAGACUUUUUAACAGCAGAGCUGGUGAUGGAGGAAUGAUUGCAAGGACGCUACCACAUGUGCCUGGGAGCUGGUGAAGGACAGUGAGGCACGAGUCCUGAGGCUGCCAGGUGUGGUGGUAGCAGAGCAGUUUCUUGCCCCUUUGGUCUCAAGCAUGCUGAGCACACUUGUAGUGCAGGCUUUGAUGAAUUACUAUCCUUAUGAAAUGCCAAAGGCUGUGACGGCUACUUUUAGUUCGAAACCUGAUUGGCCCAGGAAAGAAAGGUGUUGUUUUUGUUUCUGUAUUUAAUCUUUCCUGCACUGGAGGGGAGGACCCUGGUUCCCCUUCUUCUCUUCCUUUCUCUCCUUAGCUUCUCUUGAUGACCACCCACCUGCUGGGUAGUGGAGCUCACUUUUCUCCACGCAGGCUCUCUGUGGGCAGAGUCCUCAGAUCUGGCUGUAGGGCACCCAUGCCCGUGGGAGGUUGCCACUGUGUGCAUUCACACGGGAGCCCCAGGUGUCCCCUGCCAGUCUGGGUGUGGUACAGCAGUGGGGGCGGGGGUGGGCGGGUUCAGGGCAGGACUGGGUUCUCAUAGAUGAAGAGGUGGCAGAUCCCAGCAAAACCAGCCACGAGGCAUCCCUGUGGGCAGUCAACAAUCUUGCUUGGAUUUUUAAUCCUCCACGGUAAAUCCUCUAAAUGGUCAUGACUAAACCAUGACCUAGGUUGGCAUCCUGGGUAAUGAGCCUGCAUGAGGCCAGCCCGGCUUUACCACUGCUGAGCACUGACCUUUCCCGCUGGAGCUCCCUGCCAGCGCACAGCAUGGGCAGGCUGGGGGCACUUCCUAGAGCCCCUGGGGGAGCCGAAGGGUGCUCUGGCACCACACACCUGAACUUGGGGGGGCGUGUCAGGCAUUAGGUAGCAGGUGGGGUGGAAAGGGGGAGCUAAUGAAGACGGAGCAUGAGGCACCACACGGAUUGCCCUGGUCCCUGACAGUGUGGGCUAGGAGCAGCAGCCAGGCUAGGGGGAACAGAAGCAAAGGCCUGAAGGUUAGGGAAGGUUUGCUCUGCCCCAGAAGAUGUUGAGGCUCACGGUUGGUCCCCAUCCCAGAAUAUACCCUGCAGGCUUUCUACCUCUACUCCCGAAGCCAGCCACAGAACACAGGCUGUUUGUCCUGUCCUAGCUUAACUAUCCAGGAGUGGUGGGAGUCUGACCCUGGAACCAACUAUGUCUGUGGUUCUGCCUGUGCCAGUGAAAUUUCCUUUUGGAAUGCCCACACUUCCCUUUCUCAUCAGUUAAGCUUUUGGAGUUUUCUCCCUCCCCAGAGGCCAGGGCUAUCUAUGUUGGGAGCCAGGGUCAGCCCAUCAGUGUGGGUGGAGCGUUGAGGCACUGGGGGAUGACACUGUGGAAACAGCCUACCGUGACCACACAAUAGCAGUCCUGUUCUUACCAAUGGCUUCAUUUCUAGCAGACAUCAGAGCCACACACUAAUGGCUCAGAGUUAUGACCUCUCUUAGAAUCCAUUCUCAAUAGCCCAACUGUUGCAUUCAAGGUUUCCAACUCAUCAAGAAAUUAACCUUUCAUCCUACGUGUCAUGUCCUAUCAUGUGAGAGCAACUGGAGGGGGCAGGGAGGGACCUGACACUGAGCCACUAUGGACUGACUUCUCCGACUCUUCCCGUGGACUGUGCUACUGUUUUUGUCUCAAGCUACCAAGUUUGUGCAAUAAGUGAAAGGGAGGCUUCCCUGUUCAAUAAAAGCUGAAUGGCAUUCAACUCCA
This is a messenger RNA of Perognathus longimembris pacificus (Pacific pocket mouse), 3571 nucleotides long. It is a transcript of the gene Snn, whose product is annotated as stannin. The record is from RefSeq and is a predicted model, not a curated record. Bases 941 to 1207 code for a protein of 88 amino acids. Gene Ontology annotation, cellular component: mitochondrial outer membrane. The transcript is spliced from 2 exons. Lineage: Eukaryota; Metazoa; Chordata; Mammalia; Rodentia; Heteromyidae.